GAUUUAGUGAUCCAAUAUUAUGACAAGUUGAUAAGCACACAAGAUCUUCUUGUACGACUAAACAUGACCCACAAUCGAUUCAAUGUGAGCAACAUAUGUCCCUCUUUGAAAUACACUUGCGAAACAGUCUGUCCUAUGAACGGCAACAAAGAAGCUCAAGAAAGGAUGCUUCAGAAACCUUGCUACUGCGAUAAACUAUGUCUGGAGCUUGGUGACUGUUGUUAUGACUACUUUCUACGGUAAACUUAAACUCACUCAUUUCUGUUGUUAUUGAUAUUGUUAUUGUAAUUGUCGUCGUUGUUUUUGCUGUUGCUGUUGCUGCUGUCUUUUUUGUUGUCCUUGUCCUUGUCGUUGUCGUUAUCAUUGUCAUUGUCAUUGCUACUGUUAUUAUUAUUGUUCAGUCUCUCAGCAGAUUCAGUUGACUAAAAUGAAUAACAUUAAUUUUCCAUAAUUACUUCUUUUGCUUUCCCUUCCAGGAGAAUAAUUUUACUAUUUGGCUCGGCUUCUGGUAUAAGGAAUUUCAGGCAAAGGUUCUUCUUGAGAGAGUACUAAUGACUUCGUUGCCUUCAAAAAGCCGUUGUCUAAUAAUAAUUAUUGCCUUUUUUUUUUUUUUGAAUUGUUAGUUGUGCAGCUCACCUGCACCUUACACCAAACAGUAUUCAUUCGAGGUAUGUUUGCGUAAAGACGAGCAAGACAAGGUUUCAUGGCUACGCUCUAAUUGGGAGCUGUCCGGCAGACAACUCUGAGAAGGAUUUGGACUCGUUAUGCACUGCAAACUCUUUAUCUCUCGAACUGCCAGUCUUAGACCUAGACGACAGCAGUGUAUAUAAGAACAUGUUCUGUGCCAGAUGCAAUCACGCUACAAACCCAGUGUACUGGAAGUUUUCUGCCUCCUGUAUUGGGCGUUUCACAGAGCAUGAUAUUCCAAAAAAUAGAACAUUGAUGUUGGAGUUCAUAAAGAAUAACUGCAAAUGGAGCUUUACCGUCCCGAUUGUUAACGAAAACCUCAAGAACUGCUUAGCCGUUAAAGUUUCAUGCAAAACAUCGGAACCACACAAUUUACUGCUGUCUUAUCUUUGUUCGUUUUAUGCUCUUCAUUUUUGUCACAGUAUUGAGUACAAGAAUCCUCAUUGUGAAAUAUGUCAGGGAAAAGACCUCAGUGCGUUUUCAUGUAAUUGUGACACGCCUCCAAACCCACCCUCGAACAAUGACACCGAGGGUGGAUUUCUGCCUUUGGAUAUCUUAUUCGAUUUCUCCUCUUCUCAUCAAACUGUUAAAAUUGGACAAACAACGACAACGGUGAAGAACAAGAAAUGCGAGCACGGAUUUGUGUUUGAUCCCUUUACAGAAAAGUGUAUAAAAGUGUAUGUUCUGGAUCGGCCGAUCUCAAACAAUGAUUCUUACGUCAGAUACAAAUGUAGCAAAGGUUCUGGCUUUGUCGAAAUUAACUUAGAAUCCAUAACUAUGUGGCCAAAUGGCUCAAUAUGGAUCCCUCUGCACAAGAAAACAUAUGACAACGGAAGUUUUUUUAUAAAUGGCUCUAGGGCAUUCAUUUGCAUGAAUCUUACACGGCAUUUUACUGAAACGACCACCAUAUUUUCUGAAGACGCAAAUUUUAAGAGAAGGCAGAUAUUGACAUUUGUGGGUUGUGCAAUAUCUAUGAUAUCCUUGAUUCUCCUCCUCGCUGUAUAUAUCACCAUUCCGGAGCUAAGAACGUUGCCUGGAAAAAAUCUGAUGAGUUUGUCAAGCUCCAUGCUGUUUUAUCACACCGCCUUUUUGAUGGCCGGCCAGACCGCUUAUCCAUUCCUUUGCAUGGUGGUAUCUGUUGUCCUUCACUAUUCUCUGCUGUCAUCGUUUUGCUGGAUGAGUGUAAUGGCUUUUGAUGUUUCCAAAACGUUUUCAAAGACAGGUAAU
Porites lobata is the source of this 1914-nucleotide messenger RNA. NCBI's taxonomy places the organism in Eukaryota, Metazoa, Cnidaria, Anthozoa, Scleractinia, Poritidae. The record is from the annotation of a GenBank genome assembly.